UUGUAAUUCCCAGUUUGAGAGACUGGGGGUACCCUUUCCCCAUCCAGCUGGAAAACUUCAUUUUUUGGAGCUGCUGCAUCACGCAGGCUGUUAGAGACGCUUAUGAGAGAUUAUAUCCAUAUUUUUGGGCGAUAGCUGUAAAAGCGCCUCUAAACUGAAGCCUAUUAGGGCUCAUUACGCGACAAAAACACACACAAUGAAGAGCGGACAACUGAGACCGUUCGGCUAAUGUUAACAUUCCGCGAUGGAAAGUUCGUGUGUCACUUAAAAAGGAUUUAAAACUGGGAUAAAUGGUGGAAUAAUGCUGCGAAAACCGUAUCUGUUCCACCACAGAGGGGAUGAUGAGACCACUGACUCUGGAGCGGAGACUGCAGGAUCGGACUGCAGCAAAAUGUCCGGCAGUAGCGCGCUUUCUAUAAUCCUCCCCCUUCCCCGCCUCUGCCUCUUUGUGAUUAGCUGACCUCAUGGCAGGCUUGGGUCAGGAGCCCCCGCUGGUCACCAUGCACCUGCUGGCCAACCCUGGAGACUCUCUCCUCCUGCAGCACACCCUGGACCGCCUCCUCAAGUGGGUGUGCCCAGGCCUGCGCCUCUUCCACGUGUCCGAGCGCGCCUGUCCGGUGCGUGACUACACCCUGCCGCCUGUGGCCGGCUACCCGUCGUUGGCAGUCACCCUCUUCCUGCACGAGUCAUACGGAGAGGAGCGGAUCCUCCGGGUUUUGGAUUUCCUCCAGUGUCCGCCGUGGCAGUACCACCACACGGAGAGCUGCGGGAGCAGGGCAGGGCAGGGCGUCCAUAUCAGCUCUGCCAGCUCGCCCUCCAACGCCCUGCUGCGGCCCUACCUGCUGCCCAGCCGGGACUUCUACAGCUUGGGCGCGGGCAUGCCGGUGUGGGGGGUGCGGCCGGUGCACUGCGGAGGGGAGGUGGUACGGCUGACGCUGCACAGCAGCUACGACAACUUUGAGGACGCCGUGCGGCUCUACGAGACGGUGCUGCGGAUGCGGGCUGAGGAGCAGAAGGCCGGGUUCUGCUGGUUCACCCUGCUGACCGAGAGGGGGCUCAGUCUGCAGCUCGCCCUCAAACAGCUCUCGCCCGGGGUCAGGGUGGAGCCGUGCCACUCCGCCGUGCUGCAGUUCAGGGUGGGCGAGAUUGGGCAACUGGUUCCUCUUCUGCCCAACCCCUGCUCGCCAAUCAGCACCACCCGCUGGCAGACUGAGGACCUGGAUGGCAACAAGAUCCUCUUUCAGGUUAAAGGAGCAGCGCAGCCGCCAAGACUCUUCACCUCAGCCUUCCCCCUCAGCUGCCCCAGCCUGCCGCCGCGAUCGCUGCUGAAGUGCCCGGUGCCCACCCAGCUCCACUCGGCCAUUCCCGGCUCCUUCAGCAAGCUGUCCCAGCUGAAGGAACGCGCUCUGACCAAGCUGCCUUCAGACUGCUGCCCUGGAGUCCAGAGACUAGGAGGAGAGAGUCUGGGAUCGGGCAGCGCCUGCAGCACCCCUCCAGGGAGUUCCUGCUAUUCCUCCCAGCGCAGCAGCCCCGCCGCCCUGUCCGUCAACCCCUCCAUCACCCGCCUUCUCCUGGAGGAACCGGAGGAAGAGGAGGAGCCGGAGACCAACGUGGAUACGGGGCGAGCCGUCAGCCCCCAGGUUCAGAGACCUGCCGCUGUAGGGGCAUCGGCUCUGGAGACGCUGGCCAGGGACCUGCAGCACGGCCUGGCAGAGGCACCGAGGAGUCCGCCAGAGCCGGCAGCACAGCCUCUGGAGCCUGCAGAACAAGUGGACGAGUUCUUCAUCUGACCGAAUUCCGAAUGUAGAAAAUACGUGUGUCUGUUUCAGACCUCUUUAGGAAACGAUUCACGACAUCAUUAAAAGUCUUUGAUCACA
Messenger RNA from Pygocentrus nattereri (red-bellied piranha), 1877 nucleotides. Its product is annotated as protein FAM124B. NCBI's taxonomy places the organism in Eukaryota, Metazoa, Chordata, Actinopteri, Characiformes, Serrasalmidae. Gene Ontology annotation, cellular component: nucleoplasm. Bases 465 to 1790 code for a protein of 441 amino acids. The record is from RefSeq and is a predicted model, not a curated record. The transcript has 4 exons.